Molecule: messenger RNA, 2778 nt
Organism: Penicillium arizonense
Lineage: Eukaryota; Fungi; Ascomycota; Eurotiomycetes; Eurotiales; Aspergillaceae
Exons: 12
Coding region: 1-2778 (925 amino acids)
Biological process (GO): carbohydrate metabolic process
Molecular function (GO): hydrolase activity, hydrolyzing O-glycosyl compounds; chitin binding
Source: RefSeq, a predicted model, not a curated record
AUGACUAUGGACGCGGCCACACCAGUUUCCUUGUUUGAUGAUGUUGCCGCCCUCAAACUCACGAAUCCAGAUCUCAAAAUAUUUGUGAGUAUCGGCGGAUGGACAUUUUCUGACAAUAAUACCGAGACACAAGCGGUCUUUGGGGACAUUGCGAAGAGCUCAAAAAACAGAGCGACGUUUGCAAAGAAUGUGAUGGCGUUCUUGGACGAAUAUGGCUUCGAUGGAGUUGACCUUGAUUGGGAAUAUCCUGGGGCCGGCGAUCGAGGAGGCAAGAAAGAAGAUACCGACAACUAUGUCAAGCUUAUGAAAGACCUGCGCAGCAAGUUCAAGGAUUCAGGUAGAGACAUAGGUCUCACCUUCACGGCACCCUCAUCCUACUGGUAUAUGCGGUGGUUUGACCUGUCUGGGAUGCUGAAAUAUGCCGACUGGAUGAACUUUAUGACAUAUGAUCUACACGGUGUCUGGGACAGUUAUAAUCCAAUUGGCUCAAUCGUUCAGGCUCAUACAAAUUUAACUGAGAUCAAGCUUGCAACGGAGCUACUAUGGCGAGCAAAGGUCAAACCCUCACAAGUAGUGAUGGGAUUCGGCUUCUAUGGCCGGGCGUUCACUCUCACCGACCCAAGUUGCACAUCCCCAGGCUGCCCCUUCAGCGGCGGUGCCAACCCAGGCGUCUGUACAGAUACCAGUGGAUAUCUCUCGUACUAUGAGGUCCAGCAGAUUCUGACCAAGAACUACCAGCUCAAGCCCGUUCACGACAAGACGGCCGCUGUCAAAUAUUUGGUAUUCAAUCACGACCAAUGGAUCUCAUAUGAUGACAAAGAUAUCUUCAAACAAAAGAUCGACUGGGCAAAUGAUAUAGGCUUUGGAGGCUCCCUGAUCUGGGCUUCCGACUUGGAUGACUACUCAUGGACGGCCCACAAAGCACUCACUGGAAAUGACGAUAUUGGCAAAGAGGUUAGUUUGAUGCAAGCUGAUCAGCAGAAGCCCCUGAUCCAGGUGGUGGAUACCUACCUUGCGGGUGGUUGUCAUAAAUUCUCCGAGGAAGUGGAUUUGGAAAAUACACAAGCCGCAAGUUGUUCGCCACAGUUGAAAGUUGGCUACGAUACAGCUGGUUGCAAAGGUAAAGCGGGGAGCUGCGGUAAACCUAUCUGCUGCCCAGCUAGCAGCGGCUUGAAAAACUGCCAAUGGCGCGGUGGACCUGCUCAUGGUGACUGCAAUGGACAAUGUCAUGCUGGUGAAGUCAAAGUCACAACCUCGAGCUGGGGCGGUCUUCCAGGAGAGUCUGGCACAGGAAGGUGUGGCCGCGGUAGCAAAGCCUUGUGUUGUGAGAUGGGCACCUAUGACAGUCUCCUGGAUAACUGUUACUGGAGCAAGGGAGUUGGGAGCACAUGCAAAGAUGACGAAGAAAGUGUCGCCUAUCAAUGGGAUCGUACCGGAUGGGGCACAACCUUCAAGCACGGCAAUCAUUACUGCUGUCCAAAGAGCGAGCCUAUUCCACUUAAGAACUGCCACUGGGUUGGCAAGGGUGAUUGUGCGGAUAACACUUGCAACGCAGAAGAGGUGACGCUUGCCACUGACAACAUGGGUGACGCCUUUACUGGCUGUAGCUAUGCCAUGAAGACGUUGAACUGCAACGCCGACUUAUGCGAAGACGAGGAAGACGAAUGUGCCAACGAAACAGGAUUUAUUGAUUCGUCUACAGAUGGAUUUUCUUCUGUCAGUAAGCGUUCAUAUGAACUCUCAGAUGGAAAGGUUAUGUGGAGCUAUAACAGACCGGAGAUCGAAGAGAGAGCAAAACCGAACAUCAAACCAGGAGACCCUCGAACAAUGACAAUUUACCUCAACACCAUUCUGAGAUCAAGCAUAUUCAAAGAUUUGGAUCUAAGAACCCGGGCUUAUGCGACUGGAUUGAAUGUCCUGAAAGGCGAUGGAGCAUCCACGCUUCCCGUCCAAGGCGGAUUCGCACUUGCGAAGGAUAUUUGCUCCGCGACUGGUGUUCAAUUGAUCAAGGCUGCCGACCUUCCCAAAAAGGGUAUGCAUGCUGAGCAUAGGAUGGAGUUCAAUAUGAUAUCUCAAUUUCUCAAAGCCUGGUUGACCGGGAUAUUGCCCGGUGGAGGUCUAAUGAAGACACCGGUAGUUGAUCCUUAUAAGCUCCUGAGAGGUUGGCACCAGGUAUACGACGUGUCUUUGCCACUGGCCGGUGUGAAAGUGACAGAUGUUGUGGGAUGGGCAGCGGCGGUCACUCCCAAUGAUCGCAUUUUCGAGUGUUUCGGAUCCUUAAGCUAUCGCACAGGAAUGACAUUGCUUGAGGGUCCCAUGAAUUUGGCGAAGAUGCGUAUCUUCAAUGGCCAUAGGACAAUGGGUGCUGACAAGUGGAAGGACUUCCUUGCAGAUGCUGCAGAUGGCAAGUUGCAUGGAGCGAAGAUGAUUCUUGGCAAUCUUCAAACGACCAUCGGUGUAUGGAAUUACAUGAAACAUGAGGAGCUUGCCAAGGCCCUUGACGAAACCCGGGCUCAAGUGAUUACUGAGAUGGGAUACGCUGACAAGUAUAUACCGGACCUCAAGGGCAUCUCUUCCGCUUGGAAGGAGUUCGAGCCGGCAUUCUAUAAUAACAUUGUGUCAAUCUCUCACAAUUACGUGUCGAACCGAAUCACCGAAAUCGCAGCCAAAUUCCCACUGGGGGGCUCGGCUGGAAAUGAGGCUGUUGCAAAGUUGUUGUACGAGUCAGAAGAGCUGAAAAAGGCUCUUCCUCAGAUCUCAUUUCCUCUGAAGAAUUGA